This is a messenger RNA of Trichobilharzia regenti, 2820 nucleotides long. NCBI's taxonomy places the organism in Eukaryota, Metazoa, Platyhelminthes, Trematoda, Strigeidida, Schistosomatidae. The record is from the annotation of a GenBank genome assembly.
AUGCUUUUAAAUGCUCGAUCUCUCCUUAACAAAAUAACUUCCCUUCGCAGCUUGGUAUACAUGGAGCGGCCAACACUGAUUCUGGUAACUGAAACUUGGCUUACUACUGAUAUACCUGACACAAAGCUGAUGAUUGAUAACUAUAACAUCCACAGGAAUGACAGAGUGGACAAGAGAGGAGGCGGCUGUCUAAUAUAUGCCUCUAAAUCCACUAACUCCAAUACCUUUACAAACCUAACUAUCGACAAACUCCCAGAAUCCAAGUGGAUAAGCAUCCACACGAAUGAAAAUAACAUUCUUGUGGGAUGUAUAUACAGAGCCCCUAACAGCCCUAUAACGACUGAUACGGUUAUCGGAGAAAUACUAGAGGUUGUACCUAAGCUGGAAUUCGACUACAAACUAGUUUGUGGCGAUUUCAACCUCCCUGGAGUGAACUGGGAUACCUGCACUGGACCGAGAACCUACGAGGUGAUCCUAGAAGCCAUAGAUGUAGGAGGAUGGAAGCAGUGCGUACGCCUCCCAACACGACACAACAAUAUACUCGACUUAAUCCUCUGUCACAAAAUAGAGCCGAUCUCGAUAGAGGUGAGGGAUAAACUCGACAACAGUGACCACAACAUACUGUACUGCACCCUACCCUUACAACUAACAACUAAACACACACCUAAGAGUUCCCCGGUUUACUAUCAAUAUAGGGACUAUCGAAAUGCCGACUGGGAAUUCCUACCAACGCUCUUGAGAAGCUCAGACUGGGGUGAAUACUUCACCAAUAAUAACUUAGAAGUAAUACUAAAUACCUUCUACAAGACAAUCAGUUCGGUAAGAGACACAAUCGCACCCCUGAAAUCUGCCCUAAAGACACCAACUCUGUUCAUAGAUCGCAAAACGCGAAUAAAACUAAGGAAACUAAAAAGGAGAUUUUAUUUAUACAAAGAAUUUAAUGCAUUACACCUGAUACACGAAAUAUUUAAAAAUCUCGAGGAGAGACAUAAAAUGAAAGCACAAGUCGAGGAAAAUAAAGCCCUAGAGGGCACCUCUAAAACCCAGGAACUCUGCAAAAUCUUGCAAAAACGGAUGAAGAAGGGUGAAGAAAACAAUAUCAGUCAUUUAGAACACGAAGAUAUAAUUUAUGAUGAUCCCCAGAUCAUUAGUGAACUCCUGAGUGAGUGGUUCUCCAAUAACACCAAAGCACAUCCGUCCCCAAUUCUCGACAUAACCUGCAAAAAUAACUACAAGUUAGGUGAAAUAAACUUUAAUAUACAAAAUAUAGCAUCGGCGGUAAGGACAUUAAAAGCUAACAGUAGUUGUGGGAUAGACGAUAUACCAUCCGUCAUAUACAAAAACGGUGGUACGGAUAUGAUUGUAUUAUUACUUAGAAUAUUUAAUAUCUCACUAGUGACCGAAACCUACCCUGAAACUUGGAAAAACACAUAUAUAUUACCUAAGCAUAAAGGAGGGGCCAAAACUAGUGCAUGUAAUUAUAGGCCUAUCAAUAUAACACCAGUCAUAUCAAGGAUCAUGGAGAAAGUAAUCAAAGACCAAAUGUCAGACUACUUUCUAAAACAUAAACUCAUCAACCUGUCACAACACGGAUUCCUCAAGAAAAGAUCUUGCGUCACUUGCCAUAUAGACUUUUUCAACGAAGUCACCUAUAGAAGAGAUAGGAGAGAGCUAGUGAUUAUCCUCUAUUUCGAUAUAAGGAAAGCCUUCGACAGAGUCCCACAUAGUCUGUUAGUCGGUAGGCUAUGCUCACUAGGGAUACGCAACCCCCUCUACAAUUGGAUAAAAUCAUUUCUGUAUGACAGGAAUCAGACAACUAAAGUUGGCUCAAUGACCUCCAGACCUAGACCAAUCAGCAGUGGUGUCAUCCAGGGGAGUGUAUUGGGACCCCUUCUUUUCAUUAUAUACAUAAACAGUAUAUGUGAAUGUUUUAGUAUAGGCAAGCCAAUACUGUAUGCAGAUGACUUGAAGGUGACAUAUACCUGCACAAAUACAGAUAUCGGCCCAACUAUGAACUCCAUACAUGAAGAAUUAGCAAAAAUGGAUAGAUGGUGUGACACGUGGAGACUUGAGUUUAAUGUUGAAAAGUGUGGAUGGCUCUGCAUAGGCUGUUCCAACCUUGACCUCAACCUAGCAAUUCAGGGCCACAAAAUCCCCAGACUCAAAUCUGUACUAGACCUAGGACUGAAAUAUUCACACAAUCUAUCAUUUUCAGAGCAUAUCUCGAAUCAAGUGUCGAAAUCACGAAGGCUUAUUGGUUUCCUACUCAGGAACUUCUACAGAAACGAGUCCAGAAUACUACUGUACAAGGUAUGUGUGCGCCCACUCCUAGAUUACUGCUCAUUCAUAUUCAGCAGUACACGCAUAGAAGACAAACUGAAAGUAGAAGGAGUACAGAGGUACUUCACGCGAAAAGUACUCGGAACCGAUAACGGCACAAACUACUCUACCAGAUGUGAAAUCCUAGGACUAGAAACAUUAUGGUUAAGGCGACUGCGACUAAAUCUGUUACUCUUCUAUAAGCUUCUUAACCAAAUAGUGUAUACCCCUGCUAACUAUACUCGGCCCUCAGGUAACACAGGAUACAACCUUAGGCACACUAAAGGUACAGUGGCUAUAGAACCAUGUAAAACAGCCACCAGGCAAAAGUUUUUCUUGAUUAGGUAUGCCCAAAUAUGGAACAAACUACCUGAGAAAAUACGACUAGCAAGCACAUUGGCCUCCUUUGAAAAGGCACUUAAUGACACACUAAGUGAGUUUGUAAUUGAUACCAAUGGUAAUUCCCAUGUAAGAGUUUCAGAAAUCAUAGGCCCAUUUAAU